This is a messenger RNA of Pelobates fuscus (common spadefoot toad), 1577 nucleotides long. Its product is annotated as nectin-1-like. Gene Ontology annotation, cellular component: adherens junction. NCBI's taxonomy places the organism in Eukaryota, Metazoa, Chordata, Amphibia, Anura, Pelobatidae. The record is from RefSeq and is a predicted model, not a curated record. The transcript has 7 exons. Gene Ontology annotation, biological process: heterophilic cell-cell adhesion; homophilic cell-cell adhesion. Bases 84 to 1577 code for a protein of 497 amino acids.
UUUCACCUAUACACCCUCUUCCAUCUGUGCGCAAGUUCCUACGAGAGAGCAAACAACGGUAGCACGAUACCUGCGUUGUAUCUAUGCAAUGCAUCUAUCCUGCUAUCCAAGAAAACGUGGCAUUUCUGGCAAUGAGAGUCCUGAUAUUGUGGCUUCUUCAGACUUUAUGUGUUCCGUUUACCGUGAGUCAAGUCUCAGUACAUGUAGAGGGUGAUGUCCAGGCUGUCCUGUACUCUGAUGUCAUACUGCGCUGCAGAGUGGAGACGAAGGAGCACGUGACCCAACUAACAUGGCAGAAGAAAAAGACUCCCAACAACGAGGACUUCCUGACUUAUAGCAAAGGAGAGGAGCCAGUAUAUCUCACACCAUUUGCACAAGAGAGAGUGAAAUUUCAAGGAGAGGGAGACCAGAGUGGCAACAUUCUCAUCCGCAAUGUGACAUUAAAUGACGAGGGAAUCUACCUCUGUAGCUUCAGCACCCACCCCACUGGGACAAGAGAGAAGGAGAUUAAACUGACUGUUCAAGUUUAUCCAGAAAUCCUCGUGGUACCUUCCAUGAAUCCAGUAACGGUUGGUGAUUCUCCUCAGAUGAUGGGCUACUGUAUUGCUAUAGCAGCAAAACCUGCAGCAAAUAUUAAAUGGUUCAUAGAAGGUUUCUCCUAUAACUCGGACAAAAAUACAACACGCCAUGAAAAUCUGACUGUGACAACCGUGAGCUACUUAAUAAUUCAACCCAGUCUGGAACUCUACGGUCACAAUGUUACCUGUGUGAUCACUCAAGAGAACGUCCAAAGGCAGCAGGAGAGAAUGUUCAACAUACGUAACAUCCAUUAUGCUCCUUUGAAUGUAAAUAUUAGAGUAAUUCCGAGUGAGGAACAGAUGUUGCAAUUUUCCUGUGAGUACGAUUCCAAUCCUCCGGCUUCCAAAUUUACCUGGAGAUGGAACAGUAACUCAGAAUCUGGCUCACAAUAUAUUUCAGAAAACAGUAAUCAGCUGACUAUACCCAACGACAAUGUCUCUAGUGGUUUGUGUGUAUGCGAAGUUGAAAAUCCAGUUGGCAGCAAAUCAGGAAGUAUCUACAUCUAUACUAAAAAAGCUAUUCCAAAUAACAAUAUGGAGAAAGAAAAAAGGGGAACAAUCUCUUCUGAUUCAGACUCCUCUGGAUAUAAAAAUAAGUCACAUUCUAAGAGUUAUAGUUCUAAGGGACAGAAAACGGUGAGAUCAUCCAAAGGAAAAUCACCAAUAAAGAAUCGGUGCAAAGCCUGUGAUAAAAGACCGCUGGAAGGCAAACGUUUAUGUCCAGAAUGUUUAUCGGAAGCAGCCGGAACAUCUAAUCCUUCCUCUGAUAUUAUGCAAUUUAUAAAACAAGCGGUUUCUCGAGGUAUUAAAGAAGCAGGCACAAGAACCAAAAGACCCAGGUUCAGUGACCCUUUGGAUUAUUCACAGGAUUAUUCAUCUAACGAAUCCAUGGAUAUGGAGUCAUACCAAGAGAAAUUAUUUUCUUCAGAAGAAGAAUCUCAGGCUCCCCCAGAUUUCCUGGAACCAGCUCAAGUAGACCAUCUUAUAUCCAAAGUCUGA